AUGGCUGAAGCAAAUUUGAUCGGUGAAAUUCCUGAACCAAUUGGCAAUAUGAUCGCGCUUGAGAUGCUGGAUUUAUUAAGUAAUGGUUUGACCGGAAAAAUUCCUAACGGUAUUUUCAUGUUGAAGAAUUUAAGUAGAUUAUUUCUUUAUAGAAACGUGUUGUCGGCAGAGAUUCCACAGGUUGUUCAAUCACUGAACCUGACAGUCAUGGAUCUCUCACAGAACAGUUUGAGUGGGACAAUACCAAAUGAUUUCGAGAAGCUUGAAAACUUCGAAGGAUUGAUUUUGAUGUACAAUCAAUUAUCAGGCGAAAUUCCAGAAAUUAUUGGGAGGAUUUCGAGUUUGAUAGAUGUCAGAUUGCUUAACAAUCAAUUAGCAGGUGCUCUUCCUCCAGACUUUGGUCGAUAUUCAACACUUACAGGUUUCCAGGUUGCUUCCAAUAACCUUAUAGGCAAGCUGCCUGAAUACUUAUAUAUUGGAGAAAAUGAUAUUUGGUCAAAACUGACAGAAAAUAAUGUCACUGGAAGUGGUGGUUCUGGAAAAGUGUAUCAUGUUCCUGUAAAUAAUUCUGGUGAUGUUGUUGCCAUGAAAAUGAUUGGUAAUAACUCAAAAUUAGAGCAAGAACAAGAGAAACAAUUUUUAGCAGAAGUUCAAACAUCAGGUAGAAUUAGGCAUUUUAACAUAGUAAAGUUGCUUUGCUACAUUUCCAAUGAGAAUUUGAAACUUUUGGUUUACGACUAUCUGGAGAAUCGUAACUUGGAUAUGUGGCUGCAUAAGAGGAAUCGACCAUCCAUUCUCGCUGGCUUUGGCUCUAGCUAUGGCUCAGUCGAUGAUUUUGCCUUAGAUUGGCCCAAGAGGAUGCAGACUGCAGUGGGGGCUGCCAAGGGACUCGACUACAUGCAUCAUGACUGCUCCCCGCCCAUUGUCCAUCGGGAUGUGAAAUCAAGCAAUAUCCAGUUAGAUUCAGAGUUCAAUGUGAAAAUAGCAGAUUUUGGUCCAGCUAAAAGCCUGGUCAAGUAG
Molecule: messenger RNA, 1020 nt
Organism: Mangifera indica (mango)
Lineage: Eukaryota; Viridiplantae; Streptophyta; Magnoliopsida; Sapindales; Anacardiaceae
Product: LRR receptor-like serine/threonine-protein kinase HSL2
Exons: 2
Coding region: 1-1020 (339 amino acids)
Biological process (GO): protein phosphorylation
Molecular function (GO): protein kinase activity; ATP binding; receptor serine/threonine kinase binding
Source: RefSeq, a predicted model, not a curated record